AUGCUUCGUUUUCGCGUCAUUCCGAGGUUGGCGAUGCUUUCGGGCUUCCGGAUGGCGACGAUCACCCCGCUUCCGAUGCCCGCGCUCUCCCCGACGAUGGAAAAAGGCAAGAUCGUCGAGUGGUGCAAGCAGGUCGGCGAUCCCGUCAAGAUGGGGGAUACGCUGUGCAAGGUCGAAACCGAUAAGGCCGUGGUGACCUACGACAGCACCGCCGACGACGGCUUCAUCGCGCGGGUGAUGGCCGAUCCGGGGAAGGAGGUCGCCGUCGGCGAGACCGUCUGCCUGCUCGUCGAGGAGAAGGCCGAUCUCGACUCCGACGAGGUGAAGCAGUGGAAACCGGAGGCGAACGGAGACGGGGACGAGGCCAGCGUCGCGGCGUCGACCCCGGCGCCCGUGGCGGCCGCGCCGACGAUGACACCGGCAUCCCCUUCCGGAUCCCCGGCGGGGGAUCGGAUUAAAGCCUCCCCGUACGCGAAGAAACUCGCCGCGGCGGCGGACCUUCCCUUGGCGGGCCUUCAAGGCACCGGCGGUGGGGUGAAUCGGAUCACCGCGAAGGACGUCGAGGCGGCGCUCGCGCAGAAAGCGGCGGCGGCGGUCUCCACGCCUCCUCCUCCCGCUCGCGCGGCGCCGACGGAAGCGGGCAAACCCGCCAAGCCGAAGGCCGAACCCGCGGCGAACGCGCACUUCACCGACCUCCCCGUUUCCAACAUGCGCGGAAUCAUCGCGAAGCGGUUGCAUCAGUCGAAGAAUCUCGAGAUCCCGCAUUACUACCUCUACGAUCAGUGCGCGGUGGAUAACAUGCUGAGCCUGAUUAAGCAGCUCAACGCGAAAGGGAAUGGGGAGUAUAAGAUUACCGUGAACGAUUACAUCAUUAAGGCGGUGGCGCGCGCGAAUGGGUUGGUUCCCGAGGUGAAUGCCUCCUGGCAAGGGGAUGUGAUUCGUCAAUACCACACCGUGGACGUCGCCGUGGCGGUGGCGACCCCGACCGGGUUGAUCACCCCGAUUAUCUUCAACGCCCACGCCAAAGGGCUUGUGCAGAUCUCGAAGGAUAUGAAGACGCUCGCGAAAAAGGCGCGGGAGAACGCGCUGCAGCCACAUGAGUUCCAAGGGGGCACCUGCUCCGUUUCCAACCUCGGCGCGACCGGGAUUCCGGGCUUCUCCGCGAUUAUCAACCCCCCACAGGCGAUGAUCCUCGCGGUGGGCUCCGCCAAGCCGCGACCGAAGAUGGUGAAGAACGAGGAGACCGGCGCGUUUGAGAUGACGGGGGCCGUCGAGAUGGCGGUGGAUUUCACCGCCUCGUUUGAUCACCGCGUCGUGGAUGGGGCGAUCGGCGCGAAGUGGUUCCAGGGCUUCCGCGACGCGAUCGAGAACCCGCUCUCGCUCCUCCUUUAA
This is a messenger RNA of Phytomonas sp. EM1, 1392 nucleotides long. The record is from the annotation of a GenBank genome assembly. Lineage: Eukaryota; Euglenozoa; Kinetoplastea; Trypanosomatida; Trypanosomatidae.